UUUCAUAUAAAGAUCCAUCGUUGCAGACAUAGUCUCAACUUUAUUUCUUGACCUCACUCCAAAGCAGCACAUCUGCUCUCCACAAUUCAAACAUGGGAGGCACAAUCAACAAAUACAUUCUUUUGUUUUCAGUCUUUUGGUUUCAACCUACCACAACCUGCGACAGUAUAACCUCGACUGCAACAACCUGUGACAGCAGAACCUCGCUCUUAACAACCUACCACAACAAUGAGGAGUUCAGGAUUUUGAUGGUGGGGAAGACCGGCGUUGGGAAGAGCGCCACAGGAAACACCAUUCUGGGAAAACAGAUCUUUAAAUCAGAGUUCUCCCCUAAAUCUUUGACAAAAGUCUGUAAAAAGGCCUUUGGUGAAGUGGACGGGCAAAAGGUUUCUGUUAUUGACACUCCGGGUCUGUUUGACACCAGCACUAAUGAAAGCAAAACCUGUGAAGAAAUAGUCCGGUGCAUGUAUUAUGCUGCUCCUGGACCACAUGUCUUCCUGGUCGUCAUCAGACUGGGCAGAUACACAGAGGAAGAAAAGAAUACAGUGCUGAAGAUUCAGGAACUGUUUGGAGAGGGAGCAGACAGAUACAGCAUGGUUCUCUUUACCCACGGUGAUCUGCUCAAAGGGAAACCUAUUGAGGAGUUCUUGAAGGAAAGCGAAGAGUUGAAGGAACUUGUGGACAAAUGUAACGGCCACUACCACGUCUUCAAUAAUGAGGUGGAGGAUCAGUCGCAGGUCAGAGAGCUGCUCUACAAGAUCAGAUACAUAUUGGCGGAGAACGGAGGAAGCCAUUACACCACUGAAAUGUUCCAGGAGGCAGAGGAGGCGGUUGAAAAGGAAAAACAACGAAUCCUUAAAAAGAGAGAAGAGCAAAUGCGCAAACAGGUGGAGAUGCUGGCGAAAAAACUAGAGGAAAAGUUUGAGCAACAAAUGAGGGAAGUGAAGGAUAACAUGGAGAAGGAGAAUAAGUUAAGGGAAUCUCGUGAAAGAGAAUAUAAAGAGGAAAUUGAAAAACUGAAGAAGGAGCAGGAAAUUCGGGCAAGACGAGAUGCUGAGAAAAGCACUCCAUUGCUCCAAAAGGUAUUUCAGUUCAUAAAAACUGCAUUUAAGCGGUUAUUCUCGUAAUGAUCUUUUGUGGCUUUGUGAGGAUGGACUGUUCUCAUUGAGCCUGAAUUGUAACAAUUCACAUAAUUGUGACAAUUACUUGGUGUUGCUUGUGCUUUAAUUACAUUUUCAUACAGAUAUGAUUUAGGCUGAUCUGUAAUGCUCCAUUAUUUUCUGCAAUGAUUUUAACUCAUGAUGUUCACAAAAUAUUCUCUAAAUGACCAUUUUCUUGUUUUGUACACACAUUUUUGAUGAGCAAUCGAUGUGUAAAUACAUUGAAUGGUGAAAAUAUGUAAUCAAAAACAGGGUUUGAUUUUGUUAAAAUCUGAAGUAUAUAUAACAUAUAAAUCUAAAGUCAGUAACUCAGUAAAAUAGGAUUUUAUGGUAAAAACUAAAACAGAAAACCUUUAACAUUUAAUUUGUACAACUUACUGCCAACACAAGUGCCUGAUCCUUAACAUUCUUUGGUACCAGGAAUUCGUAGGAGUUCCCUUUCUACAUACAUAAACAGCUGACAAUAAAUGAUAAAUGUUUAGCAGUACCAUAGCUUGUAAAGAGUAUGUUGCUCAGGUGAUAAGAAUCAAGCUGAAUAGAUGAGUUAUGAGACUGUAAAGACAACUUCUUUUUGUUCAAUAAAGGACUUUUCCCUUCAGUUUAAUGUGACUGGAGUGUUGAACCAAACCAGGUGGAAGCCUUGAAAAUAAACAGAUUUUUCCAAACAA
This is a messenger RNA of Anoplopoma fimbria (sablefish), 1828 nucleotides long. RefSeq names its product GTPase IMAP family member 9-like. Lineage: Eukaryota; Metazoa; Chordata; Actinopteri; Perciformes; Anoplopomatidae. The transcript is spliced from 2 exons. Bases 93 to 1127 code for a protein of 344 amino acids. Gene Ontology annotation, molecular function: GTP binding. The record is from RefSeq and is a predicted model, not a curated record.